AUGACCGCGGUAAAACGACGAAGAUGGUUUCCAGCAAAGGAGGCGAAGUUUUCAGAGCAGGAAGUGGUUCAGUAUUACGUGAAGUCGCCCCCUUGUUUCUAUCUGACGCUACUGGUUGCGGCCAAGAAUGUUCCGUUAUCGCCGGACGAAAACUGCGAGUAUAUGAUAGAUCCCAUAAAGAAAGAGGCGCAAGCGAUUCUUGAGCGGGAAUGUCCAAACAAGUUGUAUCCUCCCGAGCUUUAUGAGGGACCUGGAAUCGUGUCAUUGGGCCAGCCUCUGCUUGUGAAAAUUCAUCCUAAUGUUCCUUUUGAAUUUGUUAUAGGACGAUCGCAGCAAAAUUUGGAAGCUGUUCCUGGAGCGGCAAGACGCUGGUUUUCUCGAAGGCACUGUGCAAUCCAGGUGUACUUCGGGAAACGGGGUAAAGCCGGGCAAGUUGUGUUCGCUGUGAAGGAUCUCAGGUCCGCGAAUGGAACCUUCUUGAACGGGAAGGCGCUCCCCUCUGGAGGUGCUGCUGCCCUCAUGAACAAUGACAUUAUUGGUGUCUCGAUGACUGAUUACGGGGGGCUUAUGCUCGGCUUCCGCUUCACCGUACUCUACAUCAGCGAACGCAGGUGGGUCGCGAUACACGAGAAGGUCUCGUUACUUGACGACGACAACGAAGACGAUGAUGACUAA
Messenger RNA from Gregarina niphandrodes, 675 nucleotides. Its product is annotated as FHA domain protein. Bases 1 to 675 code for a protein of 224 amino acids. Gene Ontology annotation, molecular function: protein binding. The record is from RefSeq and is a predicted model, not a curated record. The transcript has 3 exons. Lineage: Eukaryota; Apicomplexa; Conoidasida; Eugregarinorida; Gregarinidae.